CGCCCUCUUUGAUAAACUGGCGGGUGAUUUAAACGUGAUUCAAGUCUCCUUUGACUUUCUGUUAUUACAAAAAAUCCUGACUACAGAACAUGUCUGAAUCGGGAUACAAAUCAUUGCAAAAUCUACUGGAACACAGACCGUGGUCAGUACCCACGCAGUUACACUCCCCGGACAGAAAGCUGGCGGUGUGCGAUGGUCUGUCUGGGGUUUCUUUCCCAGAACCUUGGCUGCUCCCAGGCUGCAACAGUGCUUACAAUAGCCUUGUGAGGAACCCAUCAUCUGGCACUAUCCUCCCGCAGCUUGGCUCAGACUGUUCUGGAGUGACCGAGGAAUCAAUACUAUCUUCUCCAAAUACCCCUGAACCAAAAAGGUCUUCAAUCCUGGAGCGCUGUAUAUUCAAGCUGUCGACGGUCAGCGUUGGAGUGGGGACAGACGAUCUGGAUGGCAGGGGGACCCAUGAUGGCAGGACGUCCCGGAAACCCCUUGAUCUGUUAAAAUGUGAGGGCGAUGAGGCAGUUCUGAACCGGCGACAGAAACAGAUUGACUAUGGCAAAAACACCAUUGGCUACCAGAAGUAUAUACAAGAGGUCCCAAAGAAGAUGAGAAUCCCAAAUGUACACCCGCGGACACCGAACAAAUACAAGAAGUACAGCCGCCGCUCGUGGGACAUGCAGAUCCGACUCUGGAGAAGAACCCUGCAUACCUGGGACCCCCCUGGAGAGAACCUGGACCAGCUACAACAUCUUUUGGACCAGAUGAGUGCUGAAACUUAUGAAAACUUCAAGGACAGUUGUGCUGACCAUCAGAACUUGUUUGGACCUGGGGAGAGGGAUUCCCUUCUAUCACAGGUCCCUGGAUUUCAAACUCAAGGCCUCUCCUAUGCUUUUGACUGCCGACUCCCUCCGGAUGAGCUCAUCAUGGGUUGGAUUCGAUCUCUCAUGGAAGUGAACCACGACAAUUAUCCGCUAGGGGGUUGCCAACCACAGCUUUCAUUCAACAGGGAUUGAAAUGAGACUUCCACUGUGCGGUCAUUGUUUUUGGGUAUUCCAGGUAAUGAGAGUGUGAUUGGACAAACCUGAGGUCACAAGUCCUGAUAAAUCCAUGCAUGGAUACAGCUGGCAAGUUAGAGGGUGGCUUGAUCUAGCUAUCUCUUCUACGGGCAGCACAAUCACGCUUAUGCAUUUUUAACGGACCAUAGCAGUCCCUGCAUGGUGUACGUUGAUAAAUUGUGUGCAGAUUUAUCUUUAUCAGUGUUGUAAAAAAACAAAAAAAAAAAUAAACCUGUUAUUGUUA
Molecule: messenger RNA, 1293 nt
Organism: Acipenser ruthenus (sterlet)
Lineage: Eukaryota; Metazoa; Chordata; Actinopteri; Acipenseriformes; Acipenseridae
Product: oocyte-specific histone RNA stem-loop-binding protein 2-like
Exons: 8
Coding region: 90-1007 (305 amino acids)
Biological process (GO): mRNA transport; mRNA 3'-end processing by stem-loop binding and cleavage
Cellular component (GO): histone pre-mRNA 3'end processing complex; cytoplasm
Molecular function (GO): mRNA binding; histone pre-mRNA stem-loop binding
Source: RefSeq, a predicted model, not a curated record